Molecule: messenger RNA, 6081 nt
Organism: Zophobas morio
Lineage: Eukaryota; Metazoa; Arthropoda; Insecta; Coleoptera; Tenebrionidae
Product: ras-specific guanine nucleotide-releasing factor 2-like
Exons: 21
Coding region: 107-4438 (1443 amino acids)
Biological process (GO): positive regulation of GTPase activity; Ras protein signal transduction
Cellular component (GO): plasma membrane
Molecular function (GO): protein binding; guanyl-nucleotide exchange factor activity
Source: RefSeq, a predicted model, not a curated record
UGAAAAUUGUCCAGUUUUCCACAGUCUUCGUCUGUGUAUCGUGUUGAUGUUACCUAUCUUUGAGAGAAAAUUUUCGUCAUAUAAACAUGAGUAAAGAAACUUAAAGAUGUUGAGUCCAAAAAUGCAAAGAACUAUUCGCGUCAAUGAGAAUCAGCUGAUAAUGUUAUCAGAAAGGGCUCACUAUGACCACUCGCAAGCCGGCUAUUUGCAUAAGAGAUCAGCAGACAGCAGUAAAUGGCAACUGAGAUGGUUCGUGCUUUACCAGAACCUCUUAUUUUAUUACGAUUCCGAAAACUGUCAUCGACCUAGUGGUGUCCUGCUUUUGGAAGGAUGCUACUGCGAACGCCUCAUCACCACGGGCAGCGCUUCGAAAAGCAAAGAUGGCUCCGAAAAACAGUACUGUUUCGCUAUAUCCUACAGAAGAGAGAAUAUUCGUCAGUACGAGCUAAGAGCUUUGAAUGAAAUGGACUGUAAAAACUGGAUCGAAGCUAUUCGAGACGCAAGUUUUAACAAGUUGUUGUUACAAAAGGAAGAACUGGAGCAAAAACAUUUGCAUUUGCUGCAGAUCGUCGAGUCUGAAAAAACAGCAAAAUGGCAAUAUACACAGCAAUGCGAAGAGCUGGCUUCGGAAAUCAAAAAGCUGCGAGCUGAGCUGUUUGCUUUGAAAAAAGAAUGGAAGCCAAUCCCUGCUCACCAAUCCACAAGCAGUUUAACAUCAAAUCAGGGAACGUCUACCUCGACGGUCUCCGGCCCUUUUGCUCACGUCGAACAAGACUCGAUCGAAUUACGAAAAAUUAAGAAAGUGCAAAGUUUUUUCCGGGGAUGGCUCUGUCGCCGACGCUGGAAACAGAUCGUCGAGCAAUACAUAAAAUCUCCUCACGCCGAGAGCAUGCGAAAGAGGAACAGUCUCGUUUUCCGGAUGGUCGAGGCGGAAGAAGAGUACAUGGAACAGAUGGAAGUUCUUGUUUCUUGUUUUUUGAGACCGUUCAAGAUGGCCGCCUCUUCGAAAAAGCCGCCCUGUUCGCACGAAGAUGUCAAUUCCAUCUUCCUCAACAGCGAAACCGUGCUGUUCUUACACCAAAUUUUCCUCAAAGGGUUAACAUCAAGACUUGAAAGCUGGCCUACCUUAGUUUUAGGAGAUCUUUUUUCCAUGUUGCUUCCUAUGUUGAGUAUCUACCAGGAGUACGUGAGGAACCACCAUUACUCUCUUCAAGUACUCACCGAAUGCAAACAAUCACCGCAGUUUUCGGCGCUCUUGAAACGCCUGGAAAGUAAACCUGCCUGCCAUGGAAGAUCCUUAGAGACUUUUCUCACUUAUCCUAUGCAUCAGGUGCCGAGAUACAUCAUCACCCUCCAUGAACUCCUAGCUCAUACUCCGCAUGACCACGUCGAGAGAAAAAGUCUACAGAACGCCAGACAACAGCUAGAGGAUCUCUCCAGACAAAUGCACGAUGAAGUGUCUGAAACGGAAAAUCUCCGUAAAAAUCUAGCCGUUGAGAGAAUGGUAGUGGAGGGUUGUGACAUUUUGCUCGACGUGAAUCAAGUUUUCGUUCGGCAAGGCAGCUUAAUUCAGCUGCCUUCUGAAAAGCACCGGAGUUCAAGGAGUAAAUUAAACUUCAAAAGUGAAAAGGAAUGUCUCCGACAAUGUUUCUUGUUUUCGAAUCAUCUCAUCAUCGCCACAAGGACUUCGAGUGGGAAACUCCAUUUAGUUCCAGAUAUCGGCAAAAUACCCUUAGCUGAUGCUUUGUUGAUCGAAGACCCGAGCGACAAUCCCGAAGAUGAUGAAUCUUCAGUUUGUUCAGUCUCCAGUCAGUCAUCCGGAAUUUCUGAAACCUCGGCAGCCAGCUGCAGCUUGCACAACAGGGACUUCAAAAUUAUUGUCGAUCUGAAAAAUGGUUCUCAACCCGGACAGGUGACUGUCCAUCUCCUUGCGUCGACAAUGCAAGAAAAAGCGGCGUGGAUUUCCGAUAUCAGCCAAUGUUUGGAUAACGUUCAGUUUAAUGAUAUGAUACGGCCAACGAUGUCAGAUAACUGUUCCAUUACUCUUCCUCAGUCGUUGAAGAACGAUCCAAAGCUAUUUAAAGAUGAGGCAGAUAUCCGGUUCAGUAGAACAAUGAAUUCUUGUAAAGUUCCUCAAAUAAGAUACGCAACACCAGAACGCCUUCUUCAAAGAUUAACUGAUUUAAGGUUCCUCUCCAUAGACUUCUUAAAUACAUUCCUCCUUACAUAUCGCGUUUUUACUGACGGCGUUACUGUCCUGGAAGCUUUAAAGAAAGUGUUCUAUAGCAGUGAUCCUGAACCGCAAGGCUCUGUUAUUUCUCUUGAAGUCUUCUCCAACAAAGACGAAAAUACAUUACAAUUGUACGAUGAUCGAAGGCGUAGUAGCUUUUCUCCGCGUAGAACAAGCGGUGCUAGUUCCGUCUCAGGGUACGGCUCUGAAAUGAGCGAACGCGACAGAUCUCACAGCUAUGACUCUCAAGGACAUAGACACUGGAAGGCAACUCUGCAGAAAUACGAAGAAGAGAGUCACGAGCAAACUCAUCCUAAAAUCAUCAAACAAAGUCCGACGGCACACCAAAAAGAAUCGGUUUCACCUCCAGCACAAAAAUCCAUCUCCAUCAGGGUCGAACAGUCCGAAACCACGCAAGAAGACACUUGCCAUUUGGCCAUACCCAAAGUAACGGGGUCGAGCAGUAGCGAAACUUUGACAGGUACCUUCGUACUCCUUACAAAGACUCAAUUCGAAACAAAACUUUCCCUAGACGUGACUGUUUUGAGUGCGCCCUGCUCUCCUAGUAACCUCAGCUCCGUAACUCUGGUAGGAUCUUCACCAUCAGACACCAAUGAAGGCGAAGCGGGUGCUUCUCCCCACCACUCCCCUAAAAAAAGCACAUCUCCAAAAAAAGAACCUCCCCCUCCAACCCCGACGGUCCAUCACAGACCCUCUCUUAAGCACGACCCGAUGGAGAAGAAAGUCGAAAGAGGAGUAUCCGAAGACACUGAAGAAGAUAUGACACUGUUCUUCAACACUAUGCAUCGUGCAUCAUGUAGUUCCUCGCGGUCGGCUAGCAUCUCGACCACGGCAACCAGUGCCGUUUUGCAGAGUUAUUACGGAUCUAGGAGGUCGAUGCAAGAGGGUGAAGCAACUUCGACGGCUCGUUCCAGUUUUCAACACGAUUCUCCUCAGAAACCGAGUAAGGCGGGAGUUGUGAUCACCUCGUUCCGGCAAUCGAAACGACGUUAUUUUAGAAGUAGCACAUCAAGUGCGGCUGCUGCGUUUGCUAUUGCCACUUCGGGGUCUAGCAAUCCUAGGGAUUUGUCUCCUAGUGCUCGCGGAGAUGGACGAGGUAGCAUGAUGGAUCAGGAUGAAUUUGCAAUGGAACGAAACAGAUAUAAGGAGAACGUCAUUUCCACAGCUUGCACCAUGAGGGUUCUGAAUGUGUUAAGACACUGGAUUUCUAAACAUGCCCAAGAUUUCGAAAGUGAUCUAAGAUUAAAAAACUUAACGAUAGAGUUUUUGGAUGAUAUUAUCUACAGUCCUAAUCUUCUCCCAGCCGAGCAUAAGGCAGCAGCUCAGCUACUACGGUUACUUACCAAAGAAGAACCAGAAAGUUCCAAAGUCGAUAUCUUCCAAUUAAUCACAGCACCUUCGACUCCAAGUAAAGAGAGUAUUGAAACUCUGUCAGCUUUAGAAAUCGCGGAACAACUAACUUACAUCGACCACCAAAUUUUCAUUUCCAUUUCUAGCGAAGAAUUCUUGGGUCAAGCUUGGAUGAAAAACGACAAGAACAGCAGAGCUCCACAUAUUCUCCUAAUGACCAAACGUUUUAACGACGUUUCUAGGCUAGUAGCCUCUGAAAUCCUUCGGCGUCCAUCAUUAACUGCCAGAGUAGCCGCUAUAGAAAAAUGGGCAGCCGUGGCUGAUAUUUCAAGAUGUCUGCAUAAUUUUAACGGAGUUCUGCAAAUCUGUUCCGCUUUCACCAACAGUUCGGUUUUUCGGUUGAAGAAAACUUGGGACAAAGUGUCGAAAACGACCAGGCAAACGAUCGAGAAGUUGCAGAAUAUCGUGUCCUCAGACGGUCGAUUUAGGUCACUGCGUGAUGCUCUGCAUAGAUGUGAUCCACCAUGUAUACCAUAUUUAGGGCUGUAUCUUACUGAUUUGUCUUUUAUCGAAGAAGGAACACCAAAUUUUACCCAAGACGGUCUCCUAAAUUUUUCUAAGAUGAGAAUGAUUGCUCACGUUAUUCGAGAAAUUCGUCACUUUCAGCAAACCCCGUAUAAAAUAGAGUUGAUACGUAAAGUUGCUAAUUAUUUAUUAGAUUCUUCAUUGUUAAUGGACGAUGAGGAACUUUAUAAUACGUCUUUGGAGAUUGAACCACGUACUUCACGUUUAAGCUCUUCAGCUCUUGGACAGUUAUCGUUAUCUUCAAAAUCUUAACUUUUAACAAUAAUCUGCAUUCUUAUGGACACGACAAUCGAUUUUUUCUCUAAAACUUUACAAUCAUUAAAACAUCAUUUUAUAAUAACAGUCACUAUUUGAGUAAAACGUAUACUAUAAUUUAGUUGACAGUUACUGACAAGUAACUGAGCAUUGCAAAACAAUCAUAUAAUUUUAAGUCAUUGCCAGUGGUUGGUACUUAAAUAACCUAAACUCCCCAGGAAGUUAAACUUUUGAAACUUUAAGACUGUUAGCAGUUAUAUCUUAGAAGAAACUUUAAGAACCUGUCAAAUUAUAUUCAAGUGUCUUCAUAGAUACUAUACUUAUCGCGUAAGGCCUACAUAUCAUUGAUUUUAAUACGUUUUGGCUUCCUUGGGAGUGUAAUUUAACUUUUUUAAAUAUCACCUUGUGCUAAUGCCGAAAAUGAUAAGGGAAUGAUUGUUGUAGAGUAGAUAUUAAUAAAAUUUCCCCAGAAUUUGUGUUUGCAGGUGUUCAAAAUCUCAAAAAUAGUUCCGAAUAUGGUACGUACACAAUGAAGGAAACUUUGCAAAAAACAUGGACAAUUUUUGAGAUUGUGUCUGUUAGAGUAUUGUCUAAUAGUAUAAAAUGUGAUAAUAGUGUGCGAAAUCAUAUCCACAUGUAGUAUGUACAAUAUUGUUGGCUUUCUGUUGUUAUAAUGCCGUCAGGAUAUCUAAUAUUUCAACAACAUAUCCAAAUUUACAUAUUUACAUAUUACAAAACUAUACUGUUAUAAAAUGUCUUCUAUUACUGUUCAACUACUGGUUAUAGGUACCUACUACACCCAUUUUCACGUUGUUAAGUGGCAAUUUGCCAAAUUAUAAACGUAAUUAGUGUAACAAAACUAAAAUAAUGUGCCAUCCUCUUUAAAUUUAAUGUAGAUUUUACAAAAGUUUUAUUUUGUAGUAAAUGGGAUGUUUAUAUAUGUAAUGAAAAAAUAGACACAACAACAGUUGAUUCGUUAGAUGAAUGUUGUGUCAUAGAUACUUUAGUUAUCUUCGACUUAAAAAAAUAAUUUCGCAAUGUGUUAGUGCUCAAUUAUGUAAAAUUGCGUCUUUUAGCAAUUAGUCAAUUAACAUUUCAGUUACUUUUGAUUUCCUAGUUCGAUACCAACAAUUUUGCUCACUUUAUAGCACCUCGUACAUUCCAACUUUCUAAGUGUCUUUGUUUUUUAAACUAUACCAUACCAAACAUCAAAGUGUGCUGGUUCAUAGCUCACUUUGCUCAAACUUUUUGUUGAUCAUGCGCACCAUUUUUAAUAUUUCUCAAUUCAGUCUCAACAAAUAUUGAGCACUAUUCUUUGUUCAAUGUUACAAUUGAUGGAUCAUUGACGCAGUACAGACCUUUUAAUAAAUUUAACAAAAAUAGAUUACGCUUACUCUAUAUUCUAUUGGUUUAAGUAACUGUAGUUUCUACCGAAAUCGGUAAAAACUACAAGCAAGUUAGCAAUGCGAGCCAAAAUUCAACAAUAGAUUUUUGUAACAAAUAUCAUUAUAAAAAGUUAAUAUUUCUUGUUUUAAAUAAAAUUCUCUAUCAGCUGUUUUUAUUACAAUGUUAUGACUUUAAGAUGUAAAUAAAUAUAGAUAUAUUUCUUUACAAUCUCAUUGUUCCAUAUAAUAUGUACU